AUGGAAAGGGCGGACUCCUUCUCUGUUUGGGAAACGCUGUCAGGGGAUAAAUCCCCCUCUGUACAUCCGGCUCAGGUGUUAACACCAAGUCUGCUUACCAUUUCACACCGUAAGCCAAUCCGUGCAAGUUCAACGUGUGGUGAACACAACGGACAACCAAUAAAUGAGGUCUACUGCUCACUAACAGGGUCAACACAGUAUUCGCCGUUGAACUACUACUCAUAUCAAGAGGACUCCAAUAGUCCUUUUCCGUUUACUGAACUUCGCCAGGAGCGUGAAGCUUUCGUUCAGGGCGGUCACGGAUGUGGUCAUUGUAUGGCCGGAACAGAGAAUGAGCAUCCUGCGGAAAAUAUGGUUGAUGGCAAUACUAGCUGGUGGCAAUCUCCACCUCUUUCUAGAGGAAUGGAGUUCAACCACGUUAAUAUCACAAUUGAUCUGGAGCAGGAGUUUCACGUGGCCUAUGUCUGGAUUCAAAUGGCAAACAGUCCCAAGCCAGGAACAUGGAUUUUGGAAAGAUCUACAGAUUAUGGGAAGACUUUUCAGCCAUGGUAUUUCUUUGCCGAAACCCCAGCAGAGUGCAUGAGACAAUUCGGUAUGGAGUCACUCUCUCCAAUCUCCGAAGAUGAUCGAGUUGUAUGUCGUUCCGAUUUGGCAGGUAUUCACCCUCUUGAGAAUGCUGAGAUGGUGAUCAAAAUUCUUGAGCACCGCCCAAGUCGAUUCAAAUUCUCUUCAUCGGAAGCGCUCCAGAAUUUCACCCGUGCGACAAAUGUACGAAUUCGUCUACUUGGGACCAGAACGCUUCAAGGUCAUCUAAUGCACCUUAAUGAUAGGACAGAUCCGACAGUGACUAGAAGGUAUUUCUACUCCAUCAAAGAAAUUCUUAUGGGAGGGCGUUGCGUUUGCAAUGGUCAUGCUGGUACUUGUGAUAUUCUGGAUCCCAGGAGACCCCGUACACUUUUGUGCAGGUGUGAACACAAUACGUGUGGAGAUAUGUGCGAGCGGUGUUGUCCAGGAUUUGAGCAAAAGAGGUGGCAGCCAACGACGGCGCACAACAAUUUCACAUGUGAACCAUGUAAUUGCUUUGGCCGUUCCGAUGAAUGUGUGUAUGAUGAAGACGUGUUCGUAAACCGGCUCUCUCUUGAUAUUCAUGGUAAUUACGAAGGAGGUGGACGUUGUCUAAAUUGUCGGGAUCAUACGGAAGGUGUUAACUGUAACAAAUGCUCGUUCGGUUAUUAUCGUCCUGAUGGUGUUCAAUGGAGCGAUAUGAUGCCUUGCAAGCCUUGCACCUGCGAUCCAACUAAGCAUACUGGAAAUUGUGAAGAAGGAACUGGAAAUUGCUAUUGUCAGCCAAGGUUUGAGGGCGAGAAUUGUGACAGAUGUUCUAAAGGGUAUUACGACCCACCAGAGUGUAAGAAAUGUGAAUGCACCGUUGAGGGAACCACAGGAGAUGUCUGUUCGCCCGAUAAUGGACAGUGUCCAUGUAAACCAGGAUUUGGGGGAAUAUUUUGCGAAACGUGUGAAGACGGUUUCACCAAUGUUACAGCAGGAUGCAAAGAGUGUGUCUGCGACGAAGUUGGUGCGGCACAUUCGAAUUGCUCAGCCACAACAGGACAGUGUGAUUAUUCUGCUUUUGUCGAAAAAGAAACUACUCACUUAUCCAUUUUUUUGCUGACAGUUUGCAACUGCGAUCCUCUCGGAACCGAAAACGGUGUAUGUGAUUCUCAUUCUGGACAGUGCAUGUGCAAAGACGGAUUUUAUGGUGAGAAGUGUGAUCAGUGCGACAUUGGCUAUUACGGCUAUCCGAACUGCAAAGAAUGUAAGUGUGUGGGAGCAGGCGCUAAAGCUUUGGAAUGCGACAUGAGCACAGGACAAUGCCCAUGCUACAGUAAUUUUACUGGCCGAAUCUGUGACAAGUGUGCUGUUGGAUUUUACGACUAUCCUAAUUGCAAAGCAUGCGGUUGCUUCAUUGACGGUGCUAAAGGGCAAGCGUGUGACAGUAGGGGACAGUGUUAUUGCAAAGAAAACUUUGAGGGAGAACGAUGUGAUCGGUGCAAGCCUAAUUUCUAUAACUUUCCCACAUGCGAGGAGUGUAACUGUCACCCAGCGGGGGUAACACUUGAUUUUGCUGGUUGUGAUAAGGUGAAACCUGGUGAGUUGUGCUCGUGUCGAAAGAACGUUGAUGGACGUAUUUGUGAUCAGUGUAAGCCAACAUUCUGGGAUCUUCAAUACCAUCACGAGGAUGGAUGCGUCGAGUGCCGUUGUCAUUUGAACGGAACACUUUCAAUGCUAGACAUCUGCGAUUUGAGAUUUGGUCAAUGUGUUUGUAAACGAAAUACAGCUGGGAGGCAAUGUGAGAAGUGUGCGGAUGGUUUCUUUAAUCUUCAGGGCUUCAACCAAUUAGGUUGCGAACCGUGCAAAUGUGAUAUCGGUGGUGCUCUUCGAGCGGAUUGUGAUGCUUUAACUGGGCAGUGCCGAUGCCGUCCGCGAGUUACCGGUUUGCAAUGCGACAAACCUAUCGAGAAUCACUAUUUUCCGACCUUAUGGCACCAUCAGUAUGAAGCCGAAGACGGACAUACCGACGACCAGAGACCAGUACGUUUUGCAGUCGAUAAAGACCAGUUUCCUGACUUCAGUUGGCGUGGUUAUGCUGUGUUCUCCACUAUACAAGAUAAAGUAUUGUUGGAUAUCGAUGUUGCCAAAGCCUCAGUCUAUAAGCUACUAUUAAGCUACCACAACCCUACUACGGUACCAGUCACUGCUUUUAUUACUGUUGCGCCUAAAAUGACUCAUUCUCAAGAUAUUGAGCAAUCGGAAAAGGUUGCACUCGUACCCACAGAAAUUCCAUCAGUUAAGGAAGUGACAGUUGCUGGUAAACCAUUUGUCCUUAAUCCCGGAAAGUGGUCGAUUAGUGUUUCUACUAAACAGCGCUUGUUCUUGGACUUUGUCGUCGUGCUACCGGCCGAGUACUAUCUUGGAAGUAUUCUGAAAGAGCGUGCUGCACCACCUUGUGAAGCGCAUACAGCAUAUAACACAACUUGUGUUGAUCUUUUAUAUCCACCGAUGGCAAUGAGCGCACGCGUUGAUGUCACAGAAAAUCCGGAUACUUUCAAAGAAGUCCACAUGGAUGGCACAACGAGUGAUCUUAAAAAAGUAAUGUAUUUUCGAUUAUGUCUCUUAAACAUUAUUGGUCCCGCUGCUUUUGUGCAAACCGGGGAGAAGGAGAAAGUUACAGAAGCAAAAAUUGAAGUUCCAGAAGACUACGAAUACGUAGUUGUUGUGGAAUACCAUAAUCUAGCCAGGUACCAGCUACCGAUCGCUGUUGAGCUCAGUCAGGAGGGUAAUAUGGUAGCUAACGGAACCAUUUCUAUCCACCACUGUCCAUUUGCAACAUUUUGUCGUGAAGUGGUCGUUGACGAUGGGAAGGUAUCGGUUAUACCAUUAACCAAAGGGUCCGCCACAGCACAACUCGUCGUACCGCCAAUGACCGAAUUUGGUCUCGCUGCAAUAAACCUUAUUGCUAAGAAAGAAUGGAAUAGUGAAUAUUUGCAACAGGUGCCAGUCUGUGUUCGCAGAGAUGGCAGAUGUGUUCCACAACAACAUCCACCUGCUGGUAAUUCCAUUAUUGCAGAAGCUGAGGCUGGACAAAAUCAGGAUAAAGCUAUAACAGGGGAGAAAUUACCAUUUCCAAUAGCGAAUCCAAAAGAUGUAGCAGUUGUUCCAUUAGACGAGAGUCAGGGCACGUUAGAAAUGAUGGGUGUAGUACCUGGACGCGGUCACUACGUAUUUCUUGUACAGUAUUUCAAUCCAGACAAUACACCGAUUGACGUGGCAGUGUUACUACAGAAUGACCAUUUCUAUGAAGCAAUUGUUCCACUAGGCUACUGUCCAUCUGUUAGCGGUUGCCGAGCGCUGGUAAAGAGCAAGGAAAAUCCGGAAGUAACGCAAUUUUGGAUGGAAGACAGGUACACUGCGACGUUAUACCACAACAGUACGCAGAAGGGGCCAGUGUUCAUUGACUCGAUUACAGCUGUGCCGUAUCAUUCGUACAAUAAAAAUCUCAUGGAACUACAACCCAUCGACCUGUCGUCGGAAUUCAUUCAACAAUGCAGCGCCGAUUUUUAUAAAAAUGAUCCUCAAAAUGUUUCGGAUUUUUGCCGAGAGAGAAUUUUCUCUCUGACAACAGAUUUCAAUGCUGCGGCAUUUUCAUGCGAUUGCAAUGCCAGAGGAUCGGAGUCUUUUUCUUGUGAUGAAUAUGGCGGACAGUGCAAAUGCAAGCCAAAUAUCAUUGGUCGCCGUUGUGAUAGAUGUGCACCUGGAUAUUAUAACUAUCCAGAAUGUAUAAAAUGCAGAUGCAACUUUGGACAGCAGUGUGAUGAACAGACAGGUCAGUGCUUCUGCCCUCCUUUUGUUGAGGGUACGACUUGCGACAAAUGUGUUGGAUAUGCAUUCGGCUAUGAUCCUCUCAUUGGAUGUCAGAAGUGUGGAUGUGAUUUGCAAGGUUCUGAAGGUGGUUCAUUACAAUGCGAUCCAAAUAGUGGACAGUGUUUGUGUCGUGAAUCAAUAGGUGGUAGGCAGUGUGACCGCUGUUUGCCAGGAUUCUAUAGUUUCCCACGUUGCUACGCAUGUCGAUGUAACGAAGCCGGAACAACUGAAGAAAUCUGUGAUGCCACUAGCGCACAGUGCAGUUGUAAGGAGAAUGUUGGUGGCGCACGGUGUGAUAUUUGUAGAGCUGGCAGUUUCGACCUCUCAGCCGAAAAUCCGAAAGGAUGCACUGACUGCUUUUGCUUUGGUGUCACAGAUCAGUGUCAAUCAAGCAUGUUCCCAGUUACUAUUAGCGCAGUUGAUAUGGCCGCUUUUACCUCCAGUGAUCCGACUGGUACUCUGACCGUAGAGGACGACACGCUCACCUAUAAGGGUUCCCAAGAUUCGCCAACAAACGUCUAUUUGGAUGCGCCUAUCAAUCAUCUAGCGGAUUACACCACCAGUUAUGGCUUAAUGUUAUAUUUUCGACUCUCAACGCAACCUAACGAAGAGCAGGUGAAACUGAAUACCGAAGCAGAUGUACGGCUUUACGGAAACAACGUGACUGUGGAAUUCUGGGCUCCUGAGCAGCCGGUUGACCCUAAGCAACCGUUCAAUGUGAAAGUGAAGCUGGUACCGGAGAAUUUUCUGUCCUCUAGCGGUCAGCCGAUCAGUCGGGAAGACUUUAUGAUGCUUCUGCAUUCACUGCAGAAUAUCUCUCUGAAAGUGUCAUAUUACAACAAGCCUCGGUCAGCGCAACUUAUCGAGUUUGGUCUUGAAAUUUCUAAUGAGACCUUUCCGGCUUCGAUCAUACAAGCGUCAUCAGUUGAGCAGUGUAUCUGCCCCGCACCCUACUCCGGACCGAGCUGUCAGCAUUGUGCUUCUGGAUUCUAUCGAGUAAAGACUGCGACAUAUCUUGGUGCAUGCGUGGCGUGCGAAUGUAAUGGGCAUUCUGGAUCGUGCAACCCAGAUACUGGAGUUUGCUACGAUUGUCAACACAACACAUACGGUGAUCACUGUGAAUUUUGCAAAGAAGGAUAUUAUGGAGCUGCUACUGAUGGUAGUCCAUACUCAUGCAUGCCGUGUCAGUGCCCUUUUUCACCAACGAACAAUUUCGCAACUGGAUGUGAAGUAUGGGUUCAUUUUUGCUGUUGUUUAUCCAUCUAUGUUUCAAAACGAUUUUGUAGAUGUGCAGCUGGUUUCUUUGGUGAUCCGCAACGACCGAGUGGUUCAUGUGAACCCUGCGACUGUAACGACAACAACAAUUUAACAGAUUGGCGAGCUUGUCACCCUAAUACAGGUGAUUGCUACCUUUGCGAAUGGAACACUGAUGGAAGAAAGUGCGAGUUAUGUGCACAGUGGUUAGUUUUAUAG
Angiostrongylus costaricensis is the source of this 5895-nucleotide messenger RNA. NCBI's taxonomy places the organism in Eukaryota, Metazoa, Nematoda, Chromadorea, Rhabditida, Metastrongylidae. The record is from the annotation of a GenBank genome assembly.